This is a messenger RNA of Olea europaea var. sylvestris, 459 nucleotides long. Its product is annotated as PRA1 family protein F2-like. Gene Ontology annotation, biological process: vesicle-mediated transport. The coding region runs from base 1 to 459 and encodes 152 amino acids. The record is from RefSeq and is a predicted model, not a curated record. Lineage: Eukaryota; Viridiplantae; Streptophyta; Magnoliopsida; Lamiales; Oleaceae. Gene Ontology annotation, cellular component: endoplasmic reticulum; Golgi apparatus. The transcript has 2 exons.
AUGACGACUUACGACACGAUUCCGACGUCUUUAUCGUUUGUGCCAGCCACUAAGGGUUUGACAAUUGAGUACCUAAUACAUGCCAAGGAAGGUCUUGGCACGUGUUGCUCAUGGCAACAAAUGCUCAACUUCCACAAUUGUUCUUCUCUCCCUUCUGUGGCACCCAAUUUUCCUCAUCGUAUUGGUGGUGAUAACAGCUGCCUGACUUUACUUAUAUUCCUCCGCGACAAGCCGAUUAUGAUCUUCGACAGAAUGAUUAGUGAUGAAAAUGUUUUGAUUGGUUUAUCGAUUAUUACAAUCGUUCUUUUACUGUUGAUUGGUGCCACUACAAAUGUUUUAUCCUCGUUGUUGGUCAGUGUAGUGUUGAUUCUGAUUCAAGCCUUUGUGAGGAAAACCAAUGAUCUAUGCAUCGAUCCGGAGGCUGCCGGAGGUUUAUUGUGGCCUCCAGCCUCCAGGUAG